CGCGGCGGCGCGCACCCGCGGGGCCUCGGGGCCGCGCAGGCGCGGAGGCGAAGGUCCGCGGGCGCUGCAUCGCGGACUGCUCGGCCCGCAGUCGCGCCAAGAGGACCAUGUUUCAGCAACAGACGAAUUCGUUGUCGAUGGGGGUGCUCGCCUUCGCUCAGGAGAUAGACGCGCGCCCGGCCUCGGUCUUCGAGACCGCAGCACUCCUGAUGUGCCCCCCGCAGAAGACACCCGCGAAGGAGACGCUAUCGUUUCGUGGGCGUCAGAGACCCGCCCUGGCGGCCAGGCGGGCGGCUACCUGGCUCGGGCGCUGUCGGCUGCCCUCGGGCACGCAUCAGUGAGGCCGCGUUCUGUCUCCAUGUGUUGCGGCUUCGCUUCGUGGCCGAUUCUGAAGCGCUUGCGCGAUGUAGGAUAUGCCGCCCUGUUCUUUAUCUCAACCAUUCGUCCCAUCACCUUGUGGCCUCUUUCAAACGCGCGCGUACCCUGGCUUCGCAAGCGGCUGAAUUAUACCUCUGCCAGUGCGGACACAUCCUUCCCAAGCACGCCAUGUUGCGGGCCUGGAAUGCCAUGUCGCCCCUGCUUGCCGCGCGCCCUUUGCGCUCGGGCAAGUGCGGGAGAUGUUCUGGCCAAUUGCUUUUCAUGCGAAGUUCUCCGCUCUGGAUAAAGUUGGGCGUCCGUUCCGCCGCCUGGAAACAAUGCACCGCGUGAUUUUGCUGUUUGGGGCCGCCGACUGGUUGGCGAGCAGCGCUGAAGCCCUUCGCGAGGCCAGACUCUCCGUCGUGGACAAAAUUCGGAAGGGCCUGUUUGAAAAGGAGCUGUGGUGGACGCACGGCGUUGACUUCCAGGCUGCAGCUUUGCAGGCCAUCAGCGCGUCAGCCCGUGAGGGGAACACGAUCCACGGUGCAUUGGACACGGGCGCGCUGAAACCCUUUCGCGAGGCCAGGCUGUCUCGAUGACUCGGGAUUCAAGCUUGCGCCUGCAUGGGAUGCCGAUGUUCUGUAAAUUUGUUCGGCCUGCGGCCAUGGGCUGCAGGUAUGCUGGGUGCAAAUCUGUCGAGUGUGGCAAGAGCGCUGGUGCUGGCUCGUGCGCCCGCGGUUGUGCAAGAUGAGACGGUCGCUAUCGCCCCGCUCUGCCAAGCAUUCUCUGGCGCACGGAACGUAGGG
This is a messenger RNA of Prorocentrum cordatum, 1163 nucleotides long. Lineage: Eukaryota; Dinophyceae; Prorocentrales; Prorocentraceae. The record is from the annotation of a GenBank genome assembly.